GCGAUUUGAUAUGACGUACUAUACUUUUAUCCUUAGAUGGUAUGAAGGUAUAUUAGAGCUCGAUGUGAGCUGCAUUCUGGAUAGGGUUUCUUGUCCAUGCCGGGCGAAUGUUGCUUCACCUGGGUCGAGACAUUUCUACCGGCGACGCACGCGCUGCUUGACGAGCUUACAUCUACACUAUACGACAGAGGCGUUAACCGACCCAAUCUAGGCAAUCACAUCACAUUCACCCUCGAUGCCUAGGUUUCCCAAGCAAGAUCCGGGAAUGGAAGAAGCGCCGGAACCAAUAGAAGCAGAGCAGCAGGCUGAGCCGGAUGAGCAUACGCGGUUGCUGCCAAACCGAUUUGACUCAGACCGGGGCCUGCUGGCGCCAGACGACCCAGCGGUGUCGCCUUACAACCUCUGGAGCAUCCGGUUUCUCCAAUACUUGACUGUCGGGUUCACCUUUGCCACGCUGGUAUGGUGGAUCCUGAUGCUGGUGUCGUCGUUUGCGACACCCCCCGGUUUCCAGACACGGGGCAGCGGGUUCUUGGCGUUCGGGUUCGCGAGCCUAACGCUGGUGAAUACGGUCUUGACCUUGGUAUUCUUCAGUGUGCCAGCCAAGCCCGUUAGAGUGUUGGCCAUCUUCAUGUCGGCGAUACUGGUCCUCGACAUGGUCCUUGUCUUGUCUGUCCAGAUGACCCGGUAUGAGGAGGGCUGGGUUGGAGCUGUGAGUGUUAUCUGGGCGCUGCUCAUGAGUCUCUGGGCCCUCAUGACAGACCACAUUGUAAAAUGGGGCAAGGCCGAGGAGGAAGAACGACUGACGGGCCGCGCUGAAACGAGGCGAACAUUGCUGGAGUGGUCCUCUGUGAUGCUGUCCACGGUGGGAUAUGCUAUCAUGUGUGCCGCCUUGUUCCUCAUCACUCUGAACAUCAUCCUACGAGCUCUCGACGCAGCUGUGCCGCCCCCUGGAAAGCUGUACUGGGUCGACAACACCAAGUACCGGGUCCACGUGUACUGCCACGGAAACAAGAGCCACAGCGUCCCUACGGUGCUCUUCGAGGGAGGCGAAGACACUGUCGAGCAUCAACUCUGGGACUUUGCCGACAACGGCCUCAAGAAUGGAUCCUUCCCGCGGUACUGCUUCGUGGACCGGCCUGGGUUUGGCUGGUCGGACACGGCCCCCUCGCCCUCGUCUGCUGGGUUUGUGGUGGACGCCGUGAGCGAGGCGCUGGCAAAGGCAGGCGAGAAGGGGCCCUGGGUGUUGGCGAGCGGCGGAAUUGGAUCCAUCUACUCGCGCAUUUUUUCAACCCGUCAUGGAGACGCUGUGAAGGGUCUCAUGCUGAUUGAUCCGCUGCACGAGGAUUUCCUCAACGAAGUCGGUGCGUCGGGACGAGGGUUCCUGCUCUGGUUCCGGGGCGCCAUCUCCCCGCUCGGCCUCGACCGGGUCCCGGGCGCCGUCUUCCGGGGCCGGACCAGCCGGGACCGAGUGUACGGGCGCGCGGCUUGGCAGAGCGGCAAGUACAUCCUGGCGCAGCUCCAGGAGAACCUGGUGGCGGGGUCGUUCACGCGGCGCGACGUGGAGGGCAGCCGGGGCAUCCAGGACAAGGACACGCCGCUGGUGGUCAUCAGCUCCGGGGAUCAUAUCAAGCAUAGCAGCAAGUGGGAGCAGAAGCAGCGCGACUUGACGAAGCUGACGAACAAGCUGCGGAGCUGGGACAUUGUGGACGGAGCGCCGCACGAGGUGUGGAGCACGUUUGACGGGCGUCAGAAGAUGGAGAAGAGGCUGAAGGACUUGGUGCAUGCGUGAGCGUGAGCGUGAGCAGAGCCGAGGCAGAAGCGAGAAUGCGAACAUGAGGAUGGUGGAUAAUAUCAGCGGAAUCUGCCAGGAAGGGGGUGAACAUGUUGAAGGCAGUACGUAAAAAGCAGGGUGGUAGCGGUAUGUUGUGCUGGUGUCUAAUAAAUUUAUUUUCCUCACAAAUCACUUGAGGGAGG
This is a messenger RNA of Ilyonectria robusta, 1974 nucleotides long. RefSeq lists its product as uncharacterized. The record is from RefSeq and is a predicted model, not a curated record. Bases 236 to 1789 code for a protein of 517 amino acids. The transcript is spliced from 2 exons. Lineage: Eukaryota; Fungi; Ascomycota; Sordariomycetes; Hypocreales; Nectriaceae.